AUGGUGACGGAGAGCCAAACUCCUCCGUCUUCUUCUCCCUCCUCUCUAUCGAUGACGUUAUCCUCCACGAACGCGUUAUCCUUCUUAUCAAAAGGCUGGAAGGAAGUACGCGACUCAGCCGACGCCGAUUUGCAGCUGAUGCGCCACCGAGCCAACUCCGUCAAGAAUCUAGCGUCGACGUUCGACAGAGAGAUCGAGAAUUGGAACGAAACUGGAAUCAUGAAGAAGCUCCAACCGAAGAUAACGGAGUUCCGCAGGGUUUACUCGGCGCCGGAGAUAAGCAGGAAGGUUAGGGAGAGGUGGGGACCAGCGAAGGCGAAGCUGGGGAUGGAUUUAUCGGCGAUUAAGAAGGCGAUUGUGUCGGAGAUGGAGGUUGGUGAUGAGAGUGAGAGUGAGAGGAGUAGAGUUGGGAGGAGGUGGAGUAAUAGGGAUAGGGUUAGGUUUACGGAGUUUUGUGGUGAGGGAGAGAGGGAAGGUAGCUUUGGAGAGUGGGAGCCGAUUAGGUGUUUGAUGAGUAGGUUUAAGGAGUUUGAGAAACGAAGGUCGUUGGAGAUGUUGAGUGGUUUUAAGAAUAGUGAGUUUGUGGAGAAGCUCAAAUCCAGCUUUAAAUCAAUUUACAAAGAAACUGAUGAGGCCAAGGAUGUGCCUCCAUUGGAUGUACCUGAACUUUUGGCAUGCUUGGUUAGGCAGUCGGAACCUUUUCUUGAUCAGAUUGGUGUAAGAAAGGAUAUGUGCGACCGGAUAGUAGAAAACCUUUGCAAAUGCAAGAGCCAACACCUUUGGCGUCUGCCAUCUGCACAAGCAUCCGAUUUGAUUGAAAAUGAUAACCAUGUCGAUGAUUUGGAUAUGAGGAUAGCCAGUGUUCUUCAGAGCACGGGACAUCAUUAUGACGGUGGCUUUUGGACUGAUUUUCUAAAGCCUGGGACUGAGACGUCAGAAAGCAAAAGGCACGUAGCAAUAGUUACAACAGCUAGUCUCCCUUGGAUGACCGGAACAGCUGUAAACCCGCUAUUCCGAGCUGCCUAUUUGGCAAAAACUGCAAAACAGAGUGUUACACUCUUGGUUCCUUGGCUUUGUGAAUCUGAUCAAGAACUGGUUUAUCCAAACAAUCUAACCUUCAGUUCACCUGAAGAACAGGAGAGUUAUAUACGUAAUUGGCUGGAGGAAAGGGUUGGUUUCAAAGCUGAUUUUAAAAUCUCGUUUUACCCUGGAAAGUUUUCAAAAGAAAGACGCAGCAUAUUUCCAGCUGGUGACACUUCUCAAUUCAUACCGUCUAAAGAUGCUGACAUUGCUAUUCUUGAAGAGCCUGAACAUCUCAACUGGUAUCAUCACGGCAAGCGUUGGACUGAUAAAUUCAACCAUGUCGUUGGAAUUGUCCACACAAACUACUUAGAGUACAUCAAGAGAGAGAAACAUGGUGCUAUCCAAGCAUUUUUUGUGAACCAUGUAAACAAUUGGGUCACACGAGCAUACUGCGACAAGGUUCUUCGUCUCUCUGGGGCAACGCAAGAUUUGCCAAAAUCUGUUGUGUGCAAUGUCCAUGGCGUCAAUCCCAAGUUCCUGUCAAUUGGGGAGAAGAUUGCUGAAGAGAGAUCCCGUGGGGAACAAGCUUUCUCAAAAGGCGCGUAUUUCUUAGGGAAAAUGGUGUGGGCUAAAGGAUACAGAGAGCUAAUAGAUCUGAUGGCUAAACACAAAAGCGACCUCGGGAGCUUCGAUUUAGAUGUGUAUGGAAACGGUGAAGAUGCAGUCGAGGUGCAACGAGCAGCACAGAAACUCGAUUUAAAUCUCAAUUUCCUCAAAGGAAGGGACCAUGCAGACGAAGCUCUCCACAAGUACAAAGUGUUUAUAAACCCAAGCAUCAGCGAUGUUCUGUGCACAGCAACUGCAGAAGCACUAGCCAUGGGGAAACUCGUUGUGUGUGCAGACCACCCUUCAAACGAGUUCUUCAGAAACUUCCCAAACUGUUUAACAUACAAAACAUCCGACGACUUUGUGAACAAAGUGAAAGAAGCAAUGUCGAAAGAGCCGUUACCACUCACUCCUGAACAGAUGUACAAUCUUUCUUGGGAAGCAGCGACACAGAGAUUCAUGGAGUUUUCAGAUGUCGAUAAGAUCUUAAAUGAUGGAGAAGGAAGAAGAAGGAUGAGAAAAUCAAGAUCGGUUCCUAGCUUUAACGAGGUAAUUGAUGGAGGACUUGCCUUCACACAUUAUGUUCUCACUGGGAACGAUUUUUUGAGGCUAUGUAGUGGAGCAACACCAAGAACAAAAGACUAUGACAAGCAACAUUGCAAGGAUCUGAAUCUUGUUUCACCUCAAGUUCACAAGCCAAUCUAUGGGUGGUAGAUAUUGUUUUUCCAACAGUUAUUGCUUUUGACUUGUUUAAGGUAAAGUAAACCACUACGUAUAUAGUUUUGAUAUUAUCUAAUAUAUUAAAAUUGAAGUACAAUUAGUACUUAACCCUAAUUUUUCCUAAAUAUUUACAAGAGAAUGCCAUUGGUAUAAUACACUGCCG
This is a messenger RNA of Eruca vesicaria subsp. sativa (arugula), 2512 nucleotides long. NCBI's taxonomy places the organism in Eukaryota, Viridiplantae, Streptophyta, Magnoliopsida, Brassicales, Brassicaceae. The record is from the annotation of a GenBank genome assembly.